AUGAGCCCCCCUCCAAGUACACCUACGCCCAAAAGGUUUCUUCUGCCAAAACGUGGCACGCAGUCAUCGCAAACUCCUGCGACGUUACCGCGUUUCCAGUCAACUCCUCGAUUUGCCUCGUCAUCUGUUCCGAGGCCAACACAGGCAAGAACCGGCAUAGAUAUUGAAGACGUUGAAGAUGUAGGAGACAAUUCGCAAGAAACCCUUUCAGGGAGUGAUGAACCCCAAGUUCAGCUUAGAAAGCAUGACUCAAUUCAUGACUCAAUCGAAAUCGAGUCUGAUGAUGCCACUGCGUCACAAGGUGGCAGCAUAGCCAUUUCAGAUAACGAACCAGAUGUUGUUCUUCAAGACUCUCUCGACCUUGAGAUGUCUAACUCUACACCUUCGCAGUCCGAUUCUCCCUCAUUGGAAGAGCGGGAACCAAAACGGCGAAGGGUAUCGAGUUCACCUCGGCGAGAAUCUAGCACCCCAGAAGAGCAACGCAACCCAGGCAACGAAUCCCCCGGAGAAACAUAUGAAAGUGGUCUUACGCCUUCACAAGGGUCUACACAGAGUAUCCAGGAUGCUAUCAACCUCAACAAUGAGUUAAAACCUCUUCAGCAACCAACCUUUCACGCGCCACCACGCUUCAAGCCUGUUGACCUCGAUCCCGCAGUAGAUGGCCUACCCGCAGCAUUCUCCCCCCAACGCCGAGGAGCCAAAUACAUAGCUGGUGGCUUAGCAGCUGAACUCCAAGGAUGGCUCUCUGAAGUCAAGGGCUGGGAAGGUUCGGCACCAGCGACAACUCUGGCCAAGAAAGUGAUUAUCGAAGAAAUUCGACCAGGCCGGCGGAUGUACCUGGUCAAAGCGCGGGCAGGUACAUCUGAAGAGGGUAGAUACCUGCUUGCAGGCGAAGGUAGGUUAACGGGCCUUGGCCAGAGGAUGCCGGUGAUCCUCGGGAGUGUUGUUGAUGUGGGACAGCCUGUAUGGGAUAUUGUGUUGGAUGGACAGGUUUGGACAGUGGCUUGUUUGAGAAGUGGUUAG
Molecule: messenger RNA, 1023 nt
Organism: Fusarium subglutinans
Lineage: Eukaryota; Fungi; Ascomycota; Sordariomycetes; Hypocreales; Nectriaceae
Exons: 3
Coding region: 1-1023 (340 amino acids)
Source: RefSeq, a predicted model, not a curated record